AAUUAUCCGAAGCUUUCCGGAUUCCUGUCCAUUUUCCAAGCUUAAGAGGGAAUUGAGGUACAACAUAACCUAAAAGUUAUUUAUCAGCGGGGAAGACACAAAGUAGGAAGACAGAUGGGGGCAUGGAACCAAUGGAAGCUGCAGGCUUCAUCCCACCACUACCCAAAGCUGAAGAGGUCCGUGAUUCAAGCCUUAUUUCAGCGAGUAGAGAGGGUAUGUGAUAAAGAGAACCUGAAAAAAGAUUCUUAGAUGUACUGUAGAAGAAUGGCAAUACGAUGAGGGAUAUCCAACGAGCCACCAAACCACGCAAAUAGAAGGAUGAUUCGUUUUAGAUGUGACGGAGCGAAUUGCGAGGUGUCUGAAGAAGAAUGAUAUCGUGGUACGAAAGCCAAAGACAAACUAACCCCAUUAAACGGAGGCUAUCGUGCAGUUGCGGGAAAUAUUACGUUGGCCAAAUUGGACGUAACAUCGAAUGACGCAUCAAGGAACGCGAAAGGGAUGUUCGAUUGAGAAAAAUCUAUCUUUCUAAUUAACACCAGCCGUGAAAGCCAAAGUAAAACUCAACCAAGUAGAUACAUUACAGUUACAAAAAUAGCUACAAACCUUUUUAAAUGACAUACCUCAAGCGACCUCGAUUAGAGAAUUUCCAUAUUCAAAAACGUUGUUUUUCCAAACUGCAACAAAACACUAUUUGAUUCGUAUAGAGAUUGUUGCGUUAUCUUUUUACUUGAUGUAAAAAGAUUGAUCAGAUUACUAGGACGUGACAGACCAACUGCGAGGGCACACUAGUUUUGCACUGUUAGGAAGUGACUGAAAUAAAUUAUCUACCGAGCGAGCGAGCUGCUGGAGCUACGUGAUUUUUUGGCUAAUGCAUUCUAAAAUGGGUACAACGCGGUGUUAUGCCCGGUCUGAUCCAUUUCUUGCGGGGUGUUGCCUCCUUUUUCCCCUCACCAGAUUUAUAACUCCGUCCAAACGUUGGUGAUUUAUGACGGUUAAUUCUCUAUUUUACCACUCGCAAUCAGUUUGUGUGUUUACCCCGCUUCCUGAUAUAUCGGGAAAGCGUACAAACUUCUAAAGUAGUUCUCUGUGCGAUGAACAAGAAAUAUUUCUUCUUGGGACUUUUUAAAAAUUUAUCAAAACGUUCCACGUAUUAUACAUUAUUUUGGGUGAACGUUACACAAUUUACUUUACAAACUCAAUUUAAUACAAUUAUUGGUGUACGUAAUCUAGUUUAGGUAGUUCAAAGCAACCUGAGGUGGGAUGUAAAUAUUUAGUCUCCCAAGCAUUUAGGGUCAGUUAGAACACAAACUUUCAUUAAUUGCGUUGUUGUAAUGUACUGCGAUUGUAGGAUUCGAUAUCAAUCAAAAAAAAAAUUUUUUUUUUAAUCGGUUUAUAAAUUAACUUUUAAUUGCCUUCCAGGUGGCGUUGGCAAUUUCGGCUUCCAGUUAUAAAGUUGAAAAUGCCGGACGUGGGGGGCAAUUAAUUUCGAAUCUGCACGCACCACCGAAUCGUUCGCAGUUUGCUGUGUUCUGCAGAAACGUAAAAGAGGCCCCCUUUUACGUUUCCGUGUUUUAUCUGGUCGCGACCUCCGUUGAGAAAUGAAAAGCUUGCAUCGCUGAGCAACUGUUUACGCUUAACGCUUUCAUACAAAGUUCAUACUUUUAUACAACAACCCCGAAGCAGAAAAGCCCUCGGCCAGGCAACAAAGGGUUCAUGAAAAAAGCUGACACCGCCAAUUGUGCACCCAGCAACCGGCUCGUGAAGUGUCACUCAAGUAGGCACAUUUCUCCUGAAAAUUUUUCAGCCUCAACUCGAUGCCUUCGGCAUGCAAGACAGUCGCCGAUUGCCACCUCGCGAGACAUGGUGGCCCUUCAAAAACACCUUUACGUCAUUCUGGUCUCAUUGGCGAUACUCGCCACCUAUCUCACAACGAAGGGUUGGCGCCCGAUUUUCAACCCUUUAGCUUCCAUGGAGAAUUUAACUGCGGUCUUCGCCGGGAUUCCCCGAAGUUUCCAACCGCAUUUACCACCAUUCCAACCGGUUAUUAACAAUAGGACGCCGGGACAUGACGAUAAAGUAAUUUAUUUUCUCGGACUGUUUGAGAUGAACGAUGAAAACGGGGUUGAACGUGAGGAAGCCCGGAGCGAAGUUGAAGCGGCCAAGUUAGCCGUUAGGGACGUUAAUUCGAAAGACGUUCUACCCGGAUAUUUCAUCAAGUUGUUAAUUAACGAUACCAAGUGCGAUCCUGGAGUUGGGAUUGAUGCUUUUUUUCACGCUAUUUAUUCUAAUAAAAAGAUUGUUAUGUUAUUAGGAAGUGGAUGUUCUAAUGUAAGCGAAUCUUUAGCCCACAUCGUUGUUUAUUGGAAUAUAUUACAGGUAUCGUUCGGAUCCACAUCCCCUAACCUCAGCGACCGAAACGAAUUCCCUUUCUUUUUUCGUACGGUUUCUCCGGAUUCAUCCUUCAACCCUGCUAGGACAGCCUUCAUGAAAUAUUACGGUUGGGAAACGGUGGCAGCUUUCUGUGAAAGUAACAACGUCUUCUUACUUCCUUUGAACAACCUUGUUACUAUCCUCGAAAACGCAAAUAUUACCUGCUCAACCAUCACUUUUUCCCUUGAUAAUUAUAAAGAACAACUUUCAUUUCUUAAAAGUUUAGACACACGGAUUAUUAUUGGCUCAUUCUCUGUUAAGUUAGCACCCAAAAUUAUGUGCGAAAUUUUCGAAUUAAAAAUGUUUGGAUCGGAUUAUGUGUGGUUGCUUCAAGAACCCGAUGAUUAUUGGUGGGAUAACCCGAUUUAUUGCCCAAAAAAGAUUGUUAUGGAAGUUAUUGAGGGAUUUAUUUUCAUUUCCGAUUAUAGUUUUUUAUCGGAAAAUGUUACAUCAAUUUCAGGAUUGACCCAAGAUUCUUUUUACACAAACUUAAACUCAUUAUCAAUAUCGAAAUACGCCAAAUUCGCUUAUGACGCAAUUUGGUGUAUGUCUUUAUCUUUAAGGCGAGUUAAAGACCUGUUUGGCGAUGAACAAAUUUUAGAUCAAUUUGAUUAUAACAAUGGUGGUUUAUCCGAAGAGUUUGUUUACGCGAUGAAUUCGUUGGAUUUUAUGGGAGUUAGUGGUCCAAUAAAAUUUUCUGGCGGCGAUAGAAUGGGUAACGCAGAAUUAAAGCAGAUACAACAUGGAGAAUUAAGAAGAAUAGCUAUUUAUUACACGUCGGAAAACUACCUGGACUUUAACUGCGCGAAUUGCUGCAAAAUCUUUUGGAAAGGCGGUCAACUACCGAUAGCUAGAAGAGUUUUUAAAACUAGAUUAAUAACGAUUCCUAAAGUUAUUUUUUAUAUUAUUUCGACUCUUUGCGCAGCUGGGAUUAUUGUGUGCUUAAUAUUCUUGUAUUUAAAUUUAAGAUACAGAAUGGUUAUGUCUUUUAAAAUGUCGAGUCCCAAAUUGAACACUGUGGCUGUGAUCGGUUGCAUUUUAGUAUACUUAGCAGCUAUUUUAUUGGGAAUUGAUAAAAGUGUUAUUAAGAAUGAAUAUUUCACAAAGUUAUGCACGUUUAAAGUGUAUUUAUUAUCGGCGGGAUUUACAUUAGUCUUCGGUUCGAUGUUUGCAAAAACUUACAGAGUACACAGAAUCUUUACAUACGGCUCUGCGAAUCUCGUUAAAGACAAAAUCCUCAAAGACAAACAACUAAUUGGUUUAAUAAUGCUGUUACUGUUAAUUGAUGGUAUUAUUAUAACAUUUUGGGUUUACAUCGAUCCGCUACAUAGGCAAUUAAAGAACUUAACUAUCGAAAUAAGUCCUAUAAAUAGAGGAGUGUUAUAUCAAACUCAAGUUGAAGUCUGCGGUUGUAAUAACACAAAGGGUUGGUUCUUGGCAAUUUACGGUUACAAAGGCUUCCUAUUAAUCAUGGGAGUUUACAUGGCCUGGGAAACGAGGAAUGUAAAAAUUCAAGCGUUAAAUGAAUCUCAAUACAUUGGUAUUUGUGUUUAUAGCGCUGUUUCUAGUGCGAUUGUUGUCUUUUUAUCGAACUUUUUGUCUCAAGAUAUCAUCAUUAGCUACAUAGCGACGACUUCAAGUAUUUUAGUAUCUACAACGAUCACGUUAUUUCUAUUAUUUCUACCUAAGCUAAGAGAAGUAUUCGCCGCGAAUACGAACGAAGAGGAUCCGGUUAUGCAAAGUAUGGGACUUAAAUUUGAAUGUAACACGCGGAGGAUGAUACAACCGGAAGAUAGAAACGAGUUAUGUCUAAGGAUGGAAAUACAAAAUAAAGUGUAUCGUAACGAAAUUGAUGCUUUAGAUAAAGAAAUUUCUAGGUUGGAGAAUUUAUUGUUAAACGGUUAUGAUGUUGCGAUUAUCGAACCGAAUAACGAUGAGGUUAAAAAGAAUUUGAAUUUAAAAUCGUUUAAAUCAGAAAACACCUUGCAAGAUCAUUUUUCUAAUCGUUUGUGUUCUCAUCCUUCUUGGUUAAAUAUUUUACAGAACAUAAAAAAUGUUAAACCCAGCUCGAACCCGGAAAUUAAUACUUCGUUAAAAGUGAAAGAAGAAAAUAUUAUUAGAGCUUCCUCUAUUAGCAUAAUUAGUAAAGAAUUUAAUGAAAAUGCAUUUUUAAAUUCAAAAUAAAGUGUACAUAAAGUUAUUUCGUUUUAUUUUGAAAUGGAAGCACUCCUUUUCGUAGAGAAUAAUUCAGAAACCAAGAUAGCUACGCGGAGACCAGAGCUUGUUGCUAAUAUAGAGUCUCCCAGACCACAUUACAAAUUGAUGGAAGAGUUCCCACCAUCCCCGUCACGAUUCAAAUUAAUUCUAUAACCGAAACUGCACCAAGCCAUCUUUUAAUUAACGUGGUUGAUUUGGGUUUUUAUAAUGACGUCGAAUAAAUGUUUUAUGACCAACGAGUUAUUAUUAAUUAUAGUUCAAGAGAUGAGAAUUUUCUACUAAAUCUCGGGGUUUGCUAAAUCUCGAAGUAUAUUUUUUAACGGUUAUAAAUCUUAAGAAUUAUGAGACGGGCGGCGGUGCAAAGCACAAUUUUUCCGGUCACUUUGGUGGAUGCGCCGGGUUAAUGUCAUGGAAAUCAAUUUCUCAUGGGAAAUGGAGUUUAGAACUACCUGGAAGUAUAAAUUAUUAAUAUCGAGAAAUUCUUGUUGAAUUUUUAAGUUGUAUGUGUC
Onthophagus taurus is the source of this 5156-nucleotide messenger RNA. Lineage: Eukaryota; Metazoa; Arthropoda; Insecta; Coleoptera; Scarabaeidae. The record is from RefSeq and is a predicted model, not a curated record.